Ananas comosus (pineapple) is the source of this 992-nucleotide messenger RNA. RefSeq names its product ethylene-responsive transcription factor ERF105-like. Gene Ontology annotation, biological process: regulation of DNA-templated transcription; ethylene-activated signaling pathway. Gene Ontology annotation, molecular function: DNA-binding transcription factor activity; DNA binding. Bases 247 to 957 code for a protein of 236 amino acids. The transcript has a single exon. NCBI's taxonomy places the organism in Eukaryota, Viridiplantae, Streptophyta, Magnoliopsida, Poales, Bromeliaceae. The record is from RefSeq and is a predicted model, not a curated record.
AUGAAAGAUCAAAUCAUAAUAUUUAAUGCACUAAUAUAAGUGGAACCCUCAUCAGAUGACGUGGCGCACCGGGUCCACACAAUAAUUUCCAAACGCGAGAAUCGUAGACCACACCACCACUAUAAAUAUACGGGGAAGUUCAACCGUACGCUUCGACGCACACGACCACGUCCUUCCUCGACUCAUUCCGUUUCCCGUUUCCCAUUCCCCUCGCGUUUCCCCCAUUCCCCUCGCGUUUCACCGAUCAUGGCUCUCGACUCCACCCUCGCCCGAAUCCGCGAGCACCUCCUUGGCGGCGGCGACUCUGCCUCUUCGCAUCUCGUUCAACCCCCCGAGCCCCACCCACAAACCCUAAACCUAACCCUAGCGGAGCCCUACGACGCCGAUAACUCUGCGUACCUGGGCUCCGUCGACGGCGGCGGCGCCGGCGAUGGGUGGCGGCGGGGGGAGAGGUACCGCGGGGUGCGGCGGCGCCCGUGGGGCCGGUUCGCGGCGGAGAUCCGCGACCCUCGGCGCCGCGGCGGUGGGUCUAGGGUUUGGCUCGGGACCUUCGACUCCGCCGUGGCCGCGGCGAGGGCCUACGACCGCGCCGCGUUCGCCAUGCGCGGGGCCAAGGCGAUCCUCAACUUCCCCAAUGAGAUCGGCUGCGGAACCCUAAACCUCCACCGCCGUUCGAUCCCGCCGCCGCCGCCGCAUCGGACGGCGGGGAAGAGGAGGAGGGGAAGGGUUGGGGAGGGGGAGGCGAUGAUGAUAACAGCAACAACGACGACGACGACGACAACGAGGGAGAGGGUCGAGGGAAUCGAAUACGGGGAGGGGAAUAUUCCGUUAGAGUGCGAGCUGACGCCGUCGAGUCGGCGGAGCGGCUGUGAUGGGGAGGUUGCUGACGUGGAGCGUAUCUUCGAGGCGCCGUCGCCGUUAUCUCCGCGGCCGCCGUUGCACUUUUCCUCGCUUUAAAAUAAUAUAUAAUACAAAAAAAAAUCAUGGUUUUU